AUGUUGAAGAAGAAGUGCCCUGCAGUGUUGCAGGCCGAGCGUGUGAAGGGGAAAACUUGUUUGGACCUCAUGACCAUGGUCAUGAAUGACGUCCAGGCUAAGUGUGGCGAUAGCAAACUGUCGGACAUGGACGCGCCAAACAUGGAGGGUUUACCGGAGGCCCAGCGGCUCUUCGGCUUGCUUUGGGACGACGUGAAGGAAGUUCGUACCACCACGUAUGGGAUCUCCGAGACGCACCCCGCGGUGAACUUUGUGGAGGAUCUGUUGAAGGUGGUCAUCGAGAAGGAUUUCACCCGAGCCAUGGAAGAAACCGAAGAGGCGCUGUCCGCUCAGCGUGCCGGAAAGUGGGCAGAUGGGUCGAACGAGACGUCGCACCGAGAAGCCCUGGAUGGGCGUCGGCUUCAAGAGAUCUUGGACUUUUGCGGCAAAGUGUCCAAGAUGCUUCCACAUCUCCACUUGGAUGUGCAGGCGUUUCAGCUGAGGUGCCAAGAUCUUCAGAAGAGGCUCGCCAAGAGUUUCGCAAAGACGCAGUUCAAGAAAAAUUUGUGGAAAUUGCUGGAGUUCAUGGUGCCUAUCAUGCCUUCGCUGGUGCUGUCCAUUGCAACCAGCAUGGUGGCGGAUAGCUUAGCUGUGAUUUAUCACCAGGUCCGGCGCUGGGCGGCCGUGGGCGAAGCCGCUGCGGCGGGGGAAAGGUCUCAGGUGCUGUGGCUCUUGGUGGAUUUGGUCCUGGGACACUUGGCCAUCGAGUUCUUCCGGAUGAUUUGCAAGUGCUAUUCUGCCCGAGCCCAGAGCACUUUGUUGCACCGGGUUCGCUCCGGUGUGAUGCAAGCGAUCGUGCUGCAGGACUUUGCAUAUUUCGACCAGAAUGCGUCCGGUGCACUGCAGGAGCGCCUGAACCGCGAUGCCGAGCAGCUGGGCUCCAACAUCAUUGAGGUGCCUGAGAAAGCCUUGAGCGCUGUGGUGGUCAUCAUCCUGACCCUUUUCGAGGUCUACCUGGUCUGUCCGCUGCCCCUCUUCGCCGCCGCCUGCGCGCCGAUUCCCGUCAUCGCCGCGCUGCGCUGGCACCUGGAGAAGCUCGUGGGGCGCCUGAACACGCGCGGGCGGAAGCUCACAGAGGAGGCAGCCGCGGGGACUGCGGAGAUUCUCAAGGAGAUCAAGACCGUGAGGCAAUUUGCCAACGAACGCCACGAAUCCCUGCGCUUCAGCCACGCCGAAGCGGCGCGCGGCCAGAUCCAGGAAGACUCCAAGGUCCUCGAAGCGCUGGCAGGCCUGCCCAUCACCAUGGUGAUUGUGACGGGGUUGUCUUACACUCAGUACAUUGGUGCGGGAUUGGUUGAGGAGGGAAUGAUGACUCCGGGACUGCUCUUUGACGUGAGCAUCAAGUUGAACUUCUGGGUCGUGGAUCGUAUCAAUCGCCUGACCAAUCUCCUGCCACAGUUGCGCCAGGCCUUCGAACCUUUGGCACGAAUCUGCGAUCUGCUGGAUUCGACGCCCAAGAUCGAAGCGGCCGGUCAGCGGCACUCGGUGCCCGUGGCCGACCGCGCCGCGCUGAUGGCGAUCCUGGAGAAGUGCAGCGCACGAGCGGAGAGAGACGCCGAGGCCUCUGAGGAGGAUUUACCGCGGCGGUCGCCGGGAUCCACCGUGCUGACGGAAGACUUGGACGUGCUGCACGACGGGCGUCCGAUUCCCAGGGGCUCUGCCUUGCUGUCCUUCGAGUGCGGAGCGUGGGAACACGCCAUCUCCAGCCCAGCGGCGCUUCAAGGACGUCUCUGCUUCUCAGCCACGGUCGUCCAUGCUACGGAAGGGCGCGCGCGUGGUCGACGAAGCGACCGUUCGAACGCCCAUCCGUUUCGCCCCGAACGCGGAGACGUCGCGCCACCGCGACACCUGCACCUGUUACUAGUAGCUUCUUGUUACUACUAG
This is a messenger RNA of Durusdinium trenchii, 1923 nucleotides long. The record is from the annotation of a GenBank genome assembly. Lineage: Eukaryota; Dinophyceae; Suessiales; Symbiodiniaceae.